This is a messenger RNA of Nicotiana tabacum (common tobacco), 898 nucleotides long. Its product is annotated as SUMO-conjugating enzyme SCE1-like. Lineage: Eukaryota; Viridiplantae; Streptophyta; Magnoliopsida; Solanales; Solanaceae. The record is from RefSeq and is a predicted model, not a curated record.
AUACCCUUUGGUUUCCCGUUCCACCCUGGUUUCUUAGAAAAAUUAACUUAUAACUCAAUCUCAAGUUUUAGUUUUCCUAGAAAGAAGGAAAAGCCUUUAGCUUGUGAUAUUAUUGAUAGAAGGAAACAUGGUUGGCGGAAUUGCGCGUGGUCGUCUGGCUGAGGAGAGGAAAGCAUGGCGUAAGAAUCACCCAUAUGGUUUUGUGGCAAAGCCGGAGACUGGUCCUGAUGGCUCUGUCAAUUUGAUGGUUUGGCAUUGUACUAUCCCUGGUAAACGUGGGACUGACUGGGAGGGAGGUCACUAUCCACUGACGAUGCACUUCAGUGAAGACUAUCCUAGCCAACCCCCGUUGUGCAAGUUUCCUCAAGGUUUCUUUCAUAUUAAUGUCUAUGGUUCAGGAGAUGUAUGUUUGUCUAUCCUCAAUCCAAACAAUGGGUGGAGUCCAGCGAUUACAGUUAAACAAAUUUUGGUGGGUAUCCAAGAAUUACUCGACGAGCCAAAUCCCAGUUCUGCAGCUCAAUUCGACUGUAAUAAGCUCUUUAUGCAGGAUAAAGCUGAGUACAAGAGACGAGUGAAGGAGCAGGCAAAGAAAUAUCCAGCUCCACUCUAAUAUUAGCUAUGCUUUUAAACUGUGUAUUUAAACUUGACUAUGGGUAAACUUUCUCUUAAUUCUUAGCAACGUCUCGUUGACACAGUGGUUCUGUGGCUACCGCAGUCGUUCAAAUGUGUAUGUGGUUGGAGAAUGCUCUCCUGUGUGGCUAAUUCUGUACUAUUUUAAAAUUAAAUGUUAGUGUUCAGGACCUCAAACUCUAAGGCUCAACAUUUGAGAGUUAGUGGCGUUUGGACAUAACAAAUGUGAAAUUCUGGAAUAAAAGUGAAAAAGAAUUUCAAGCUGAAA